Messenger RNA from Varroa destructor (honeybee mite), 9295 nucleotides. RefSeq lists its product as uncharacterized. Gene Ontology annotation, molecular function: protein binding. Gene Ontology annotation, biological process: signal transduction. Lineage: Eukaryota; Metazoa; Arthropoda; Arachnida; Mesostigmata; Varroidae. The record is from RefSeq and is a predicted model, not a curated record.
AGAUCUCGGUAGGGUCUACCGAAAAUGUAGGAAUAUCGGCUGCGACGAGCAUGAGGAACUCUUAAAGAUUCUCCACGAACUUCACACGGUAUGAAGUGUGCUUACAAGCCUAUCCGUAAAAUUGUAGUCAUUUCUUUACACAGAUUGUGUAUUCGUUCAAUGCUAUCUAUAUACUAUAAGCACUCGGAGCAAUAGUCAUAGAUCGGGUAAUUCGUUGCAAUAGGUGGUCAGUUCAGAGAUGCUUAGGGCACCCUUCGAGCGUCUGACGCAAUCGUAUUUUCGACUCGACUACAUUGUAUGCAAAUAUGCUUCAUACACACAAUUCGAGCGCAGUAAAUGUUUAAAAGCACCUCUUCAAUGUUCAACAGAUAUAUAUUGAAAUGAUUAUUCAGAAAGACGGAUAAUGCCGCUCGGUUCAUUCACUUACACUGAAUGAGGGCAUACAUUGUCUAUGUAUUUUAACGAACGGAACCGUAUUGCAUUGUUAUUGGCUGGAACUCGCACCGCGUAACAGUCGUCGCCGACACGCAAUUAUUCAGUUGUCAGGCUCAUUUGAGCACAACAUCCAUCUGCACAUGAAGCCAAGGAUAUGACCAGCCGUCCUUUCUCGAUGGAAACACAUACGUGAAUGUAUAAACAAUCAAGUGUAUAACUAACUACAAGUGGUACGCUUGUAUUUAUACCAAUAGCUUUCACGACGGCUGUCCAUAGGACGAUUUAUCUAACAAAUGACAGUUGGCAUUCAUCUAAAAAUACCAGAUCGUGUAGUCCUUUAGUAGUCUUUAUUAAACGGUUCUCAUUUUACUACACGUAUUUCCUUGGUGAAUGCUGGAUUUUUCCUAUUUUUUAAACAUUGCCUAUUAUAUAUUGGCUAACUCCGUGUGGGAAUCGGACAUUUCAGGAAUUGUAUUGGCAGUCAUUAGUCAACUCCUGGGCCAAAAAUGAAAAUCUCAGUUUAGAACGACCGCAACCUUACAAAGGACAUGCGAAUAUCGAUCAAUGCCUAUUAUUAAACCCUUGAAGUGUCUUGAAAUAUGGAUAAGAUUCUUUAGCGUCAGCCCAGAGGUAGCGCUAUUAGAUUUGCGAGUCCAUCAGCCCCGAAUUCUAUAACGUCACACUAGGCAUGAUAUAGACAGGUCUGAAUAUUUAAAAUUAUAGCUAUAAUGGCCGAAUAUAGUAACGUAUUUAGUAUACUUUACUUAAUUACAGUAGCCCAACUGUUAGUAUUGUAACAACCGUCACGUAGACGCUGCGGGACGUAACCUUUCCCUUUGCCGCAUGUAGCUAAGCAGUCUGUAGAGUCAUCAUCGAAGAAAAGGAACACUUCAGUAUUCUGGAUGAUCGCCAUGUAGACGAAGCGCCGCUACCGUUCACUAAGCUAGCCAGUGCUAUAUUGUAUCGGCUUUUGUCACUGAUUGGGCAAGGGAAAUGAACAACAAAGUCGACUCGAAAAAAAAACGAACAAACAAGCAAAGAUCACACGCAUCAUCUACAGUUAGGUAUGGACAGAAGGAGAAAUGACUAAUGGAAUUUAAGGAAGCGCGAAAAUCCGACGUGAUACGACGAUCACGUCGUGGAUGCCGGCGAGAUCAUUGUACUUCACUCACAUGAAGGAGCUUUUCCUCCUCGCUCAAAUUGGCCUAGCAAGAACGGAUCAUCAGCAUCAUCAUCGUGUGCACCGACGCCUUGGCAGCUUAGCGAUGUGUAACGUCUUCCAUUGGCAACGAGGCCGCUAUUAUGACACGGGCAGUUGCCAUUGUCGUCAUCAGUUCAGUCUUCAGCUGUCGCUCAAGUGAACUGCUUGUUUGCAUCCUCUGUUUGAACUCGGAACCGAAAUAACGGUUAUGAGAUACGAAAGAGAGGCUUUGCAUAGUGCUAGGUCACAGGAAUAUAAUACGGUGGAUAAUAGUAAAAGUAGCAUUGGAUUAUGGUUGGACCGUAUUCUGUCCUACGUCGAAAGGAAGGAUGACAAAAACAUUAAUGUAGUGUUAAUAAUAAUAAUCACGAUAUUAGCCGUAUCAGCAAGUAAAGCUUGUAUAUAAGCUGUUAUAGAUGGACCUCCGAGUGGCUUAUUAGUAAACGUAGGACGCUAGAACCGUUGCGUACUGUACUAAUUAGUCCUAUUUUGCAGCCCACCGUAAAUAACAAGGUUCCUAUGCAGUCUGGUAAUAAAAGACUUUUCAGAUACGUCUCUUUGUAGGUAUGUUUCUGUUCUAACGCGUGAGAUAUGUAGGCGUAAUUAAACCUAAGAGAACAAUGAUACGUUUUAUUUCAUGCUCCUAGUGGGCAUUCGUUGUUUUGAUGGACUGAAAAUACGUUGACCUGAUUAUUUAUUAUACCAGUAUAAUGAGGCGGAGACCCUGGUCUAUGUAAAUCUAGUUCUCAGGCCUUGACCUGCACAUACCUCUUCCUUUCACAAAUAUGGCUUUAUAAACAUACAAUAAUGCGCUGUAGCCCCUCCGUUAUGUCGAAGAUGUAUACUGGAUUAACACAAUUUGUUUGUUUAGCAAUUGGUAUCAUAAUAAAAAGAGCGUGGCAGCCUCAGGCCCUUGAAGCGGAGUGACGUAUCCAACUAUCUGUAAUAGAUUCUAAAUGAUCUGAUGAUUUUUGACUAACUGUUUCUAGUAGCUCGCUGGCUAUAGCGAUGACGUCAGGCUCCGCCGGUGAGUCAGCGCUUCCGCAUUGCUAUUAACAUCGUCUUCCCGCCUGUCUUUUUCUAUGACGCGUAAACUGCUCUCCGCUUAUUGAAAAGCAGAUUUUUUUUGUUUUGGGCAUUAAACUAUUCUACGAUUGCAAUGUUGACUGUUGUAUCCGAUUCGGAAUGCUGGGCUGCCGUCUGGGCCAACCUUCUGGGUAGCUGAGUGAUGUCAUACAUAUAUAUAAAAUCGUGUCUGUUUUUGUGGUGAAUCAAAGUCAACUCAUGCCAGGAAGUAGAAGUUCCAUCGCUAUACCAUUCGAUUCCAAAUCUACAAAUCUCUUGCUAAUUGAGAGAAAUGUCCAUUGUGUGAUGUCGUUUUAUAGUAUUGCGACAAGUUCCUUGUGAAUUCGUUACCAAAGCGUCGGAAUUAAGACACAUGUCACAAUUGUUUCGUGGGAUAUAUGGAAUUAUAACGUCUAUUUUAAAAUGCAAUUUACAAAGACGCUAGUAGGCACCACUCUCUUGAAGUCUACAGGACUAACUGUAACGCGCAAAAGUUACCUCGAUCAUGCGCAACUUUCCAUUAUGGUGGUUAGCCCCCUUAUAAGGAUUAUAAGUAGAUAAAAUAUACUCUGAGGUUGUUAGACAUCAUACGUAUGCACCCGUUUGACUCUAUUUCAGUAAUAGCAAGAGGUUAGAAGUAGCGUAUAUACAUAUAUAGCGUGGUAAUGCAUCGACAUCCACUGUGGCUUCCUGGUUGUUCUCUUCCUUUUCCGCCCUACUUCUCACUGAAAACGACACUUGGUGGAUACGUUGAAGUACGUCGAUGGCAGUACAGGUGAAUUGAGCUGUUCAAACGUAUAGCAAAUAUACAUGGGCGGCCAUCCAUGGAUUAAAUGUGUGUUUGCUAGUUAUGUGUAGUUAAACCGAAAUACGCCCAACGACGGCCAUAUAGUCAACUUCGGCGUGAACUCAACAAUUGUCUUCAGUCAGUAUGUGCAUUACGCCGAUGAUGAUGGCGUUUCGCAUACCAAUUUCUGUUCAUGCGUUGUGAUUGCUUUCUUGUAGUACUGACGUUUGUACGUCCGCGCUUACAUUACGUAUAUCGCAGCUACUUCCGAUAACAGACAAAGAUAUCGAUUUAGUCAACUGGCUGCUGCCUAAAUGUACUUACAAACGGGAUAUCUAAUCUUUCCUAUGGCGAAAAAAGGUACUAUACAUUUGAAUGGUAUGAAUACAACCACUUCGACGUUUUCGUCCAUUAACGUGCUGGCAGAGACUCACAGAAGAAGACAUCACAGAGAAUCGGUGCUUCACUGAUCCUGUCGUCCUGGACAUUUUAGCCGCGGCAGCUAAUGCUACACGCCAGCUUAUACAGAAGCGGCCUAGGAUGGUGCUAGUUCAUUGUAACCCUUGCUCCUGUUGUUGGCGUCGUUACGUUUUCUGACUGACUGGUUAAGUAAAAGCGAAAACAGUCGCCAGUCUUCCAUGGUCUUCAGAGUGUAUCGGCUCGCUGGAUGUCUGGCUUGCGCGAUGCUGCCGCCCACGGAUUUGCCGGGCCGUAGCGUUGAGCUACGACGACGAGCUGGGAGGCAGCCGACAAAGCAGUGACGAACCGUACGCAUAGUCAGCCACUGCUGCCUCUACGCGGACCCUUAGACUGCUAAGCGAAAAUGACUCCGAACAGAUCGGCCUGGCUCAGAAUUUUAAGAUUUAGGAUUCCAUUUUGCGCAUUUGCUAAUAACGAAACUAGUUAAAGUGGAUCGCAGAUGAGGACAGAAAGAGCUGUCGGCCGUCUGUAUCAUUAUUAUCAUCAGCGUCUUGAUCAGAUCCGUACGCAUUUCAGGUUCUAGAAAUGCCAUCACAAUUCGAAGCGUAUUGUUCUCUUGUCGGCCUUGGUUAGAAAUAAGACAACAAUGAAAUUGGCUGAAAUCGAUUGCAUACGCUGCGCAGUAUUAUAGUUGUCAUUUUCCGAUAAAUGCGGUUCAGGAUCGAUCUGAGGUGGCGUCAAUUAGCCGCGUCGACUAGAUACACGUACACACAUGCGGUACGCCGUCGUGAAGGAUUUGCCCCGACCCUUAAAACGUCUCGAAAAUCAGAUGACUAUUUUAGUUUCGUUGCGAUAAUCGAGAAAGAGUACUCUCAUAUUUGCAUAUCGUAGUGCCACUGCGUAUGUAGACUGUGAUCUGUAGAGAAGGGUGUGUUUCGGCCAUGCGUGCAUAGCAAGACGAUGAAGACGUAUCAUACGUAUCGCGCUAUGGAGCAACAGGCCCACGCAAAACUAGCGGUCGUUGAGGGUAAUCUCUCCAAAGUAGAGCAGGGCUUACCCAAGGAGAAGAUAGCGAAAUCACGAAGGUACCGGCUGCUAAGCAAGGAACGUCAAAAGCGAUGGGACAAGGCUGAGGAAGCGCGAAUCAAGGCACUCAAGGCCCGCAACGACUACGUCCUAUGCGUCGUAGCGGCAAAUGCCGGUGUACAAAAGUACUUUGUUGACGAUCUUUCCGACCUCAUUGAUGCAGUCGAUUUUGGUUUCCAUACGAGUCUAUCGAGAAGUUUGCUCAUGUAUAAUUCAACGCUCGAUUCUCUCCAAAAGUCGCUCAAAGGAAGUCAAGACGCCAUGAAAAAAUGCCUCGAAUGUCUCGAUUCACGAGCCGAUAAACAAAAAUUCCUUGAAAGUAACAAUGCUGCUUUUAUGGCACCGAACAAAUUUUCAUUUCAAGCCCAUAAAGGCGACGUUGCCUCUUCCGCGUCUAACCUUAAUGGCGCUGCGGGUGCCGCUAACUCAGUUGAAAAAGUGACUGUACAGGUAGAGGACGCCAUCUUCGAAGAUAUGGAUCAACGAUUUAAGCUGCUACAAAAACGCUUAGGUGAUCUGAAAAUCGAAAAUGAAGAAGUCUGGAAGACUCUAGAGACAGCCGAGAAAACAUUAAUGGAUAUGAUUGAGUCACGCGACUACGAUGUAUCGCCUCAUUUCGAUUCGGAGUCGGAUCUACCACAAGUAUCGAUCCUCAACUCGGCUGUACCGUCAUCUGUCGGUGGGCAUUCACUUGACUUUAAGUCGGGUUCCCCACUUAAUGGUGCCAGCCUCAUUCCGAAGCCGCCCGAGACAGCUGCCAUUAAGCUAAGGGCGGACAAGCACGAGACUGAAGACUUCUAUUUGGAGAAAUUUCGAGAAUACUCGAUGCAGUGUUCAGUCAUCACGCGACUACAAGCCAGGUUUGACUCGAUGGAAGCGGCGUUGACACGGAACAACGCAUCGGGACUUGAGCGUGGUCGAAAUACUGUAUCUUCUGCACCACCGAAGAGGCCACGCCGUAAGCGAAUCGGUCGCCAGGCCGUAACCGGUCAACCGAAGCUAUUCGGUGGAAGUCUCGAGGAGUACGCAGAGGCCACGGGUCAAGAAGUGCCAUUGAUCGUCCGUUCAUGCAUUCGGGUAAUUAACCUCUUUGGAUUACAUCACCAAGGGGUAUUUCGAGUAUCGGGAUCACAGGUCGAGAUCAACAACUUCCGAGAAGCAUUCGAACGGGGCGAGGACCCUUUGGCAGACGUGUCCGAUUCUUCGGAUAUCAACUCUGUCGCUGGGGUACUCAAGCUCUACUUGCGGGAACUCCGCGAGCCGCUAUUUCCCAUCUUCUACUUUGAUCAGCUCAUGGAAAUAAGCCAGCUGAGCUCGAAGAAGGAAGCGGAAUUUGUGUCUCGUGCAAAGGACGUCGUGCGGAACCUGCCUCGACCUCACUUUGCCGUUUUGCGAUAUCUAUUUGCCUUUCUUAAUCACCUAUCGGAGCUAUCCGACGAAAAUAUGAUGUGCCCGUGGAAUCUGGCGAUAUGUUUCGGCCCAACGUUAUUACCAAUACCCGAGGACAAAAACCCUGUUCAGGUUCAACCACUCGUCAACGAACUCGUCAAGGGUCUGAUAGUACAUCAGGACGAAAUCUUCCCAACGUCCGUUGUGGAGUCGGGCGCGGUAAUUUACGAAAAAUAUAUCACCCCUGCUGAAGGUGUCGAGGGACCGCCGGAAGAGCUGGACUCGUUUGACGCCUCGCCUUCAGAUGUGUCCGCUCACAAUAUAUCUACACUGCUCACCGAUGAGGAACUUCUCGACGAAUCUUGCGCCUCAACGCGAGGCGACCAAGUAGCAGCGCAUCGUCGAAGUGCCAGUGCAGACGGGGCUAGCGGAAGCAAUAGCAACAAUGCUAGCGAUGGUGAUCUAGUCAACGACGAAGCGGAGAUCUCACUAAAUCUUUUCGGAAAGGAGGAUUCCCUCGAAGCAAUAGCUCAGUACGACUUUCAGGCCCGUCAUGAACGCGAAUUGUCGUUUCGACGAGGCGAGGUGCUCCGACUGACCCAGCAAUUAUCAGCCGAUUGGUGGAGAGGUUCUCUUCGGGGCAGGCAAGGGCUCGUGCCUGACAAGUACAUCAUGCUUAAUAUUAGAGACGAUCAGCGUGAAGCAUCGGCAUCUGGUGGAGAGGACCGAGCUUCUUCUGCUUUCUCUGACAGCUUGGCGUCGGCUUCGGUCAUCAAGGACAACCUUAAUCGCCAGGGGCAACACCGUCCAGCGGUCGACUCUCAGACAAGCGACCCACAGGUAGCGUUAUCCUCGCAGACAGCCAAUAAUGUUAAUCCAAGCAGCACGAACGGCAUCGGAGCAGGUUGGUCGGAAAUUGGCAGCACUGGCAGAUCAGGCACCGUAAAAUCGUCAAUAAUACCAUCAAACGGUCUUCUUAUCACGGCUAUUGGAUCUCCAACCUCCAUGGCUACCACCGCUUCCACUUCGGUCGAAGCCCCGUGGCAGGCUCGUCGAAGGUCCCUCAGUCCUACAGAGAUCGUUGGCAAUAAAGUGUUAGAUUGUUCUGCUCCGACGCUGCACAUGACCUCGUUGAAGCGGAAGCUGCCCCUCCGUACCAGUCUUAGCGUUGACAACGCCCCUCAGCCGGAAUUCGUUUCACCUACUAGUACGAUCCUCAACACGAGCGCCGUUUCGUCUGCAUCAUCGUCUGCCGAAGACAGUUCACCCCAUCACACAGGGGCCAUCUCGCGCCUUCGUCGUCAAAGUCCACUGCAGUUUGGUCGGCAGCAGUCACCCGUCAAUUUACCUCAACGGCGAGCUAUUCACGCAGAGUCGUUUGAGUCAAGCGCCGAACUUGCUCGUGACCUAUCUGAAGCAUUGCAUCAAGCAAUAAACAGUCUGGCAUCAGCUGAAAAUGGCGGUGUGGCGACCCAUACCGCUACCGAUCUCAGUGCAAGCAACGAAUCAGCUGUUGGCGGCAGUCUUCUUGAGGAGCAGCAUCACAAGCCGCGUAUGCAGACAAACAGCUUUUCACAGAACAGUAUUGUCGGCUUGCGUUCCCAUGAGUCCUCAACAAGCGGUGUUCGAGGAAUCUACCCCGCACGGGUAGCGGUCGAAAGAUUUGAACCAAUAGCAAUUGCUGCAGCUAUUGUUGAACCAACUGUACAGGUGGCGGCGGUGAGGGCGAUCAAAAAUGACGCCCCUGACCUGGUGCAGGAUCUUCCACCGACUUCUGCAUCUGGAGGAUCCUCCGGAGGCGAAGAAGAUGAUUCACCAUCACCGCAGCCUUCCUCAAUAGACCCCACGUCAACGGGAGUACACGGUGCGCCCGACGUCAAAGAUAACCCGUCGGCAAAUAGUAACUUGCUUACAAUGGACUCCCGAUCGCAGAAUCUUAGCACUGCUGAACGCUUCGCCAUGUCCAACCAGUGCACAAUUCGCAAAGGAUCUCCAAGGCCGACUCCACGCAAUUACGAACGUUCGUUGAGUUCGGGCAGCUCGACUCCGUCUACGCCGUCCAGUUCACCUCAGCAGGGCGUUCUUAAUGCCGCACCCGGAGAUCCUUUCGUCAUCGCACAGCAGAGCUCGUCACGACGUAGCUCGAUUGGUAGCGUGUCGCCAGUGUUGUCUCUUGCUUCUACGACUACGUCGUCCCCAUCGGUUCAGAAGCUCAAGAAAAUGUUUUCGGAACCUGACCAGCGGACACCCGCGCCACCGCUGAGUCCUAAGCCAGCCCUGAAAGCGAAACCCGUAACAUUAAUGAAGCUUGGAAGAAGAACUAACCCAAUUGUAGCGCCUAGGGUCAGUCCACCGAAUACGAAGAUGGAUAACAAGGCCGAGAAAAUUAACAUACCGCAGGGGCAGCUCGCUAUCGAAGAGGAGGGGUUGCCGACAACGUCUGCUAGCGGUACGUUACAAUCAGCGCCGACAAGCGGGCCUAUCAGAGAGUACAAACAAACAUCAUGUUGAACAAACGGAUUUCUGAAUGAUUUCGCCAUUCGAGUUAUUUUUUGUGUUUUUGUUCUGCCUGCAACAGAAAGUUCUGUGUGUUUGCUUAAGAAUGACAAUAAGUCUGAAGUACAAAGCCAGGAAGGGAAAGCAUCUUCUUUGGCUAAUCGAGAUUUACGGCGGUAUGAAGAGAUCUGGUCAAUUAGUUGUCUCAUUUCCUUCUAAGUAUGGUUGUGUAAUUAGAAAAGCUGCUGUUCGGUAGCUUUGCCAGAGAGUGUUCAAGCAUCGAGUAGAGUAUAUAACGCUGAAUGUAUGUACUUAGGUUAUACAAUAAUGGAUAUCAUAACUGGUGUGCUGUCGACAACGGAUACCACUACGGACAGAUUCAUGAGAAAGCUGAAUAUAUAUAUAUAUAUAUAGAG